AUGGGUCAACCUCGGGAGAGAAAGCGGCUGCCCCGUGUAAUGACAGUUCCGGGGGUUAUUUCUGAGCUCGAUGAUGAUGUGGCUAAUAGUGUGGCCUCGGAUGUACCUUCAUCACUAGUGCAGGACCGUAUAAUCAUUGUAGCAAAUCAGUUGCCGGUAAAAGCAAAGCGCAGACCGGAUAAUAAAGGAUGGAGCUUUAGUUGGGAUGAGGAUUCGUUGUUAUUGCAAUUAAAAGAUGGUUUGCCUGAAGAUAUGGAGGUUUUAUAUGUUGGUUCUUUGUGUGCUGAUGUUGAUUUGAGCGAACAAGAUGAUGUCUCACAGGUUUUGUUGGAUAGGUUCAAGUGUGUUCCAGCAUUUCUACCUCCUGAUAUGCUGUCAAAGUUUUAUCAUGGGUUUUGUAAACAGCAUUUGUGGCCGCUUUUUCACUAUAUGCUUCCUUUUCGGGAAAUCAUGGUGGCCGAUUUGAUCGGUCUUUGUGGGAGGCAUAUGUGGCGGCAAACAAGAUCUUCUCGCAAAGGUCCAUUUCCUUCAUCUGAGAUAUACAGGACUUUACCUGUCAGGGAAGAGAUCCUUAGGGCACUUUUGAAUUCAGACCUCAUUGGUUUUCACACUUUUGAUUAUGCUCGUCAUUUUCUAUCUUGUUGCAGUCGAAUGUUGGGGUUGGAGUAUCAGUCAAAGAGAGGUUACAUUGGGAUGGAGUAUUAUGGUAGGACUGUUGGAAUAAAGAUCAUGCCAGUUGGGAUUCAUAUGGGACAGAUUGAGUCUGUCUUGAAACUUGCAGAUAAGGAGUGGAGGGUAGGAGAGCUCAAACAACAGUUUGAAGGAAAGACAGUUUUACUUGGUGUUGAUGAUAUGGACAUCUUUAAAGGUGUAAAUUUGAAGCUUUUGGCAAUGGAACAGCUGCUGAAACAGCACCCAAAGUGGCAAGGAAGGGCUGUUUUGGUGCAGAUAACAAAUCCUGCUAGGGGACGGGGGAGAGACCUUGAAGAAGUGCAAGCUGAAAUACAGGAAAGCUGCACGAGGAUUAAUGAAACUUUUGGUCGACCUGGCUAUGAACCGGUUGUCUUCAUUGAUCGACCAGUAUCUCUCAGUGAAAGAGUUGCAUAUUUCACCAUUGCAGAGUGUGUUGUUGUGGCUGCUGUGAGAGAUGGGAUGAAUCUUACUCCUUAUGAGUACAUUGUGUGCAGACAGGGAGUUUCUGGAUCAGAGUCUAGCUCAGAAUCAAGUGUCCCCAAGAAGAGCAUGCUGGUUGUAUCAGAGUUCAUUGGAUGUUCCCCUUCACUCAGUGGUGCAAUUCGGGUCAAUCCAUGGAACAUUGAAACAACUGCUGAGGCAAUGAAUGAGGCAAUUUCAAUGGCAGAUUCUGAGAAACAAUUGCGACAUGAGAAGCAUUACAGGUAUGUCAGCACACAUGAUGUGGCAUAUUGGUCGAGGAGCUUCUACCAAGACCUGGAGAGGACUUGCAAAGAUCAUUUCAGAAGGCGCUGCUGGGGAAUUGGCUUAAGCUUUGGGUUCAGAGUUGUUGCUCUUGAUCCUAAUUUCAAAAAAUUAAAUAUUGAUCACAUUGAAUCUGCAUAUAUAAAGUCCAAAAACAGAGCUAUACUCUUGGACUACGAUGGAACUGUAAUGCCUCACACAUCCAUGAAUAAGACCCCAAGUCAUGAGAUCAUUUCAAUCAUAAACACUCUUUGUAGUGAUGCUAAGAAUACUGUCUUUGUUGUCAGUGGAAGAGGAAGGGAUAGUUUAGGCAAGUGGUUUGCACCUUGUAAAAAACUAGGAAUUGCUGCUGAACAUGGGUACUUCAUGAGGUGGUCUGUGGAUGAGGAAUGGGAGAACUGCGGGCAGAGUAGUGAUUUUGGAUGGAUUCAAAUAGCCGAGCCUGUUAUGAAAUUGUAUACAGAAUCCACUGAUGGAUCUUCCAUUGAGACCAAAGAGAGUGCAUUGGUUUGGCACCACAGGGAUGCAGAUCCAGGUUUUGGAGCUGCACAGGCCAAGGAGAUGUUGGACCAUCUUGAAAGUGUGCUUGCAAAUGAGCCUGUUGCUGUCAAAAGUGGUCAGUGUAUUGUGGAAGUUAAGCCUCAGGGAAUCAGUAAAGGUUCUGUGGCGGAGAAGAUCUUUGCAUCAAUGACUGGAAGUGGAAGACAGGCUGAUUUUGUGUUGUGUAUCGGGGAUGACAGAUCAGAUGAGGAUAUGUUUGAAAGCAUUGAUAAUGCAAUAGCAAGUGGUAUCCUUACCUCAAGCAAAACUGUCUUUGCUUGUACUGUUGGUCAGAAACCAAGCAAAGCCAAGUACUAUUUGGAUGACACAGCUGAUGUCAUAAACAUGCUUGAAGCUCUUGCAGAAGCUUCAGACCCUUCACCUUCUGCAGAAAGCUCCCCUUGA
Dovyalis caffra is the source of this 2382-nucleotide messenger RNA. NCBI's taxonomy places the organism in Eukaryota, Viridiplantae, Streptophyta, Magnoliopsida, Malpighiales, Salicaceae. The record is from the annotation of a GenBank genome assembly.